GCCCCUCUGCUCCUCCCUCCCUGUUUGAAGACGUGUAACGACGUUGUUCUGUGGAACAGAAAAGCGACAGAAAAAAAGAACAAACAUAGCCUUAUCUUCCUGAUCUGUCCGUUGUACAGGAUAUUACAGAAAGUACAAUCUAAGGGGUUUCUUUCUGAGCGACAUUGCCAGCGACGAAGUUUUAAGUUUAACGGCUGAUUUCUUAUGUUGAUUUCGUCCUUUGAUACGUUCUUCCUGUCUUCAACGGAUUACAAUAUCGAUAUAAACCUUGCAAACUUUCCUACACCUGUUGCAACUCUGCUUUUGGGUUUUUUUCUUUUUUCUAUCCUGUGCGUCUCCACACAUUAAAGCUUAGUUGGUAGCAGACGUUGAGAGCUUCAGCAACAGGCAUGGCAGAUACCACGGAAAGUCCUGCCGCGAACUGCAUGACGAAGUUGAAGAGUUACGUGCGGACCCAAAAAGGAACGAUUCUGGCAGCUGAAAUCAUUCUCAGCGUGAUAAUUCUCAUCUGCUAUGCGGCCUCCUUGUACAGCGGCUACUCGUCGGUGGCCAUCGUAGAGCUGGUCUUUGCCAUCGUCUUCAUGGUCAUCUUCAUGAUGGAGCUGGACAAGCAAAUCCAGUUUAUCAGCUGGCCAUGGAGUGACCUUUUGCGAGCUGCGAUUGGCUCCCUGCUUUACCUCAUCACGUCUCUGAUCUGUCUGAUUGGUGGAGCAGGCGAUGGCGCCCGCAUCGCAGGGGGGGUGUUUGGUUUACUGGCGGGAAUCUUGUUUGGUUACGACGCCUACAUCAUCUACAUGGGCAUAAAAAGCACCAGGCAGCACUCUGCAGCACCCACAGGUGAGGCAUAAAGACAGACUUUAAACUACUCCUGAUCAGCACACAAACAAAACAAAAUACAGCUUAAAAAAAAGGAAAUUCAGGAAAUCAGCAGUUGGCAAC
This is a messenger RNA of Megalops cyprinoides (Indo-Pacific tarpon), 939 nucleotides long. RefSeq names its product proteolipid protein 2 (gene plp2). Gene Ontology annotation, cellular component: membrane. The record is from RefSeq and is a predicted model, not a curated record. The transcript is spliced from 5 exons. The coding region runs from base 390 to 848 and encodes 152 amino acids. NCBI's taxonomy places the organism in Eukaryota, Metazoa, Chordata, Actinopteri, Elopiformes, Megalopidae.